AUGGAAGUAGAAUUGAUGGUACCGGCGACUCCGGCGUCGCUGUACGUGGGGGACCUGCAGCAGGAUGUGACGGAUGGGCAGUUGUUUGAUGCAUUUUCGGAGUUUAAGAGUCUGGCAUCCGUACGCGUCUGCCGUGACUCCUCCACCGGCCGCUCUCUCUGUUAUGGCUACGUCAACUUCAUCUCCCCACAAGAUGCUCUCCACGCUAUUGAAGUGAAAAAUCAUUCUACCUUGAAUGGGAAAGUGAUAAGGGUUAUGUGGUCGCAUCGUGAUCCAGAUGCAAGAAGAAGUGGGAUUGGGAAUGUGUUUGUCAAGAAUUUAAGUGACUCUAUUGAUAGUGUGAAUGUUCAAGAAAUGUUUCAGAAGUUUGGUAAUGUAUUAUCUUGUAAAGUUGUCACAUCUGAUGAUGGCAAAAGCAAAGGAUAUGGCUUUGUCCAGCUUGAGAGUGAAAACUCUGCAAAUGCAGCCAUUGAGAACCUUAAUGGGUCCAUCGUUGGAGACAAACAGAUUUAUGUCGGCAAGUUUGUGAAGAAGAGUGACAGGACUGUAACCAAUCCUGAAGCAAAGUACACAAAUCUUUACAUGAAGAAUUUGGAUCCAGAUGUCACCGAAGAAAUCCUUUUGGGGAAGUUCUCUGCAUAUGGAAAAAUUAUAAGCUUAGCCAUCUUAAAAGAUGAGAAUGGAGCAUCAAGAGGCUUUGGAUUUGUCAACUUCGAGAACCCGGAUGAUGCCAAACUUGCAUUGGAAGCUUUCCAUGGAACACAACUUGGCUCAAAGGUUUUAUAUGUGGCCCGGGCACAAAAGAAGAAAGAACGAGAAGAAAUGCUACGUUGUCAGUUUGAGGAGAAAAGGAGGGAGAAAAUCUUGAAAUACCAGGCUUCAAAUGUGUAUGUGAAGAACAUUGAUGAUGACGUAACUGAUGAUGAGCUACGGGACCACUUUAGUCAGUGUGGUACAAUUACUUCUGCGAAGCUUAUGCGAGAUGAUAAAGGAAUGAGCAAGGGGUUUGGAUUUGUUUGUUUCUCCAUGCCUGAGGAGGCGAUUAAAGCAGUGAACACAUUUCAUGGUUUCAUGUUGCAUCGGAAGCCAUUGUAUGCAGCUAUUGCUCAGAGGAAAGAACAGAGACAAGCUCAGCUACAACUACAAUAUGCGCACCGUAUUGCAGGGUUGGUAGGACCUUCGGCUGUUAUUCCUGGCGGUUAUCCUACUCUUUACUACCCGUCUUCUGGUGUUGUUUCACAAGUUCCUGCACAACCUGGUUUGAUGUAUCAACCUCUGGGGAUGAGACCAGGAUGGAGGGCAAAUGGCUUUGCAGAUCCUUCCAGGCCUGCUUUUCAAACAUCUCCAGUUCCCUUGAUUUCUAAUAAUCCAAGACCUAAUAGACAAAACAGGGGUAGGAUGAAUGGGCAUGUGCUACCUGGCGUUCCCACAUAUCCUUCAAGUUUGCAACAACCAACCCAAUCUAUGGUAUUACCAAAAGAUUCAAGCAAGCACCAGCAUGCUGGGCAUGUCAAUUAUGUUCCAAAUGGGCGUUCACAUGAGAUGAGCAAAGGAUCUCCUGUUCCCAUUGCUGAUGGAUCUGGUGCUGAGGGAUCAGAGAUGUUAAGUAGCCAGCUUGCUGCAGCUCCUCCAGAGCAGCAAAAACAGAUGCUUGGAGAGCGUCUAUAUCCCCUCGUCAGUCAACAUAAGCCUGAUCUUGCUGCAAAGAUAACGGGUAUGCUUUUGGAGAUGGACAAUUCAGAACUACUACUAUUAUUAGAGUCACCGGAAUCACUAGCUGCCAAGGUGGAAGAAGCAGUUCAGGUUCUCGAGCUCUCAAAUGCCAAAUUGUCAAGCCAAGAUGCAAUUCAUUCAAAUUACCUUUCUGCCCAAGUUGCAGUCAUCUGA
Messenger RNA from Fraxinus pennsylvanica, 1887 nucleotides. The record is from the annotation of a GenBank genome assembly. NCBI's taxonomy places the organism in Eukaryota, Viridiplantae, Streptophyta, Magnoliopsida, Lamiales, Oleaceae.